AUGUUCGCCUUAUAUGUGAUAGACAUUUUAGUGACGAUUCUCCAUUAUUAUAUUUUUGUUGCAGAAAAGGGUAGUCUACCACUAUGGUUGCGAUGUUUGAUAGCGUGUUGUUAUCAAGUGGAUGAUUUUGAUAUUCAGAGCACGUCAGUGUCUACAGUGCUUGAUAUGAUCAACCUUACAUUGUCUGUCAAUCCCGGGGUGACCUGUGCCAGAGCUGGAGUCAUGGUCAUUCCUAUAUUAACUUUGGACGAAGUCGUUAUGAUUGAAAAGUCAGACAUCUAUAAGGUCAGUUUGGGAUUUUAUGCGUGGAUACAGAUUACUGUAAUUAAAGAAAACUUAAGAAAUAGCUCACUUUUCUUAAUGACGCUGUUUUAUACUUAAAAACGCACAAGUUGUAACAAACUUGCAGCAGACUUGAUAUUUGCCGUAUUGGUGUAAUGUACUCAGGUGAAUAAGAUGCUUGUGUGUUGUUACUCUGAGUGUAUAUGUAGCAAUGCUAUUCCAACAACUUGUCAACAGGAUGUGUUCGCACUGCUUGUUCCCAGCUUGUUGACAAGUUAUCAACCGGUUACUACAAUCUUUAGUUGAGUUUUGAAUCUCAAUCAUCGCAUGAAAAAUUCCAAUGCGAUAAAAAUGGGGUUGUUUGAGAUAAACUUGUGACAUGGAGAUAAUUUUACACCUUGGAAAACCAACCAUGCAUGUAAGAGAAAAACAAACAUACUGUCUGCAGUUUGUUCGCAACACAAGAGAAAUCACGCUUGCGAAAUCGUAACUUAAUUACAUGUAUACUAGGUAUUAACUCCAAAAUCAAAACAAUUCUGAGCUGUUCUAAAGAGUUGUUAAGCUUUCAGACGUCACAGACACCCAACUGUGCAGCUAAACUCAAUCAAAGGUAAACUCUUCUCUUCGAAAACGAAGAAAUUCUGAACAAUCAACUCCAUUGUGGUUUAACCAGGAUUUUAUUUUUGUACAUGUAGGUGAUUGCGAACAGUCUGUGGUCAAUCUUAGGCCGUCCAGUACCAAUCCAUCACAGAAAAGCAGUGGAAUUGUUGAUACAGCUUCAUAACCUGACUCCAAGCCCCCAUCUUUGUGAGAAUGUCAUUGGCUCAUCUAUGGUCUCCGCGAACAAGGUAAAUCGCGAUCGUCACAAUAGAAAUACUUGGGGUCACCCAUGGAAAUAUACAUGUGCUUUUAUACCAGUGAAUAUAAAAGCGAUGUUAUACCAAUACCAGUGAAUAUCAAUGUGAAGUCUUUCCUGUUAUUUCAAAUCAAAAUAUUAUAAACACCCUCUGUUUAUAACCAAUUAUAACCGUUGCAUCCCUAUAGUAUAUUAUUUUUUAUUUUCUUUAGGAAAGUCGCUUGGAAGCUUUGAAGAGGUUUGCUAAUCUGUGGCAUAUUGCCAAGAGUAUUUUAUCUCAGAAUAUUCAAGGAAGGACUGCGCGAGGUCUUCGCACUUUUGACAGGUACACAGCGAUAUUGUUCCAGUAUAAGUUAUUUUCAAGUAACAUAAAACUCAUCGCUAAUUUAAACAUGGUUAUAUAUGUCAUGUAAGGCAUGCUUGUAGAUUGUUUUAGUGGGUGUCGCCAAUAGUACUCGAAUGGACCAAGAAUAGUCUGUGUCAGGGGAACCCUUAACUUUAGGCUUGGAUAGCUGUACUACAUGUUAGGAAACUUUUAAGUGAUUUAUACAUGUAUAAUGAACAGGGACGCCGGAACGAUGUGAAGGCAAGGGGGGCAGAUUUUCGUGAAAGGGAACUUUUGAAUUGAUAUAUACUAAGAGAUGUUUGCAAAACAUGGGAAGUUGAACUUCGUCUAAUCAUGUUUUCUAUUUAUUGGAUGAUAGGGGUGUGAGGGGGUUCUCCGCCAGGCGAUUGUGCUAUUCUUGAAGCUCGACAAUAUCAUAUUUCUGACAAUUCGCUAUUUCGCCAAGGCAAUCCUUUAAAUCGAAAGGGCACCUUUGCCCCCCCCUUUCCCCUCCUGGUAAAGGAUAACGGGGGCGGCUGCCCCUCCUGCCCCUGCCCCCCCCCCAGUUCCGGCGUCCCUGAUAAUGAACAAACCGUCAUAUUUAUUUAUCUUUGUAGAUCUCUGUUUGUCAUGUUAGAUGGUCUUGAAUCUGAAGAACCAGAAAUAAGGUAUAUUUUUGUAUGGUACUUUAUCAUUAAUCUACAUCAAAGACCUUACAGCAUCUUGAUCUAUAUACAGUUUAAGCAUUUUUUUGUGAAACCAUGCAUGUCCAAUGUUUUAUACAAAAUGUCGACUUUGGUGCAUUAAUUUUGAGCUUCUUUGCACAGGCUACAAAAUUUGAUGGAUUUGUCGUAAGCAUUUCGCCAUAUGACUAUAUUAAUACUCAUGUAUGUUGUAAAUUUAUUAUAAUUGUGUAAGGUUACUGUGCUAAUAUUGUCUUGUCCAUUUUCGGUCGUUUUUCGAAAGUAAUGAAUGGGCGGAAAUGGAUACAAAUUCGCAUUUUCGGUUCAUAUACCUAAUUUUUAUUCACUUACAUGAGCUAUCGAGUCACCAGGAUUGAUUGCAAAUGUUAUCCAAUUUAAGUAAUAUUAUAUCUUAACGGGUAAAGCGGUUGCUUUGAAUCCUGUUCGAGUAACGAAUUUAAAAAAUGUUUCAUAAUUUUAUGUUGGGUUUAACAGGAAAACAGUUGUUACUACCAGUCUACCAACGGCUGCCACUACCUUUUUGACGAGUAACAUUCUCUGAGGUUGAAUAGUUUAAAGUUUUAAAGCACGGUGUAUUUUGGCUUAAUGAGCUUCUGUUCUUUAAAUUCUUCUAGGUCGCUUACCAAGAUGUGGGUUAGUCAUUCCUUGGAGCAAGGAGAUAUCGGGCGUAUUUUGGAGCCAUUGUUAUUACUUCUCCUUCAUCCCUCUACUGCACGGGUCUCGCUUUUCUACUGUGAACGAGAGAAGACGAGAAAACAGGAGUCUGGAAAUGAGUUAGGGGUAGAUAGGGACGCUGCGGGUGAACAAGGGGAUGACGAUGAUGGGAUAUUGGAGGAUAUCAAUGAUGAUAGUCGGGCGGUAUCUGGGGGUACAGAGGGACUCAAGUCUGGUGCGACUAAGGAAAAAACUGAUAGUAUGUAUUUAAAUUUCUUUAUUUAUACUGGACAGCUCUAUCAGUUCUAAACUGUUCUUCCUAGAGGUCCAAUAAGGAUCAUCUCUUAUUGUUCCAGUAUUACUACGGGAGGAAACGUAAACUAAACUAAUUUUUUUUAUUUUGGAUAGCUCUAUCAGUUCUAAACUGUGCUCCCUAGAGGUCCAGUAAGGAUCAUCUCUUAUUGAUACAGUGUUACUAUAAGAGAAAAGCUAAACCAAAACUUUAUUUAUGUUGGAUAGCAGUUCUAAAGUGUUCAAUAUUUUCCUUGCCUUUCAGAAACAACCACUUCUGAAAUGUCAAACACAGGUCAAGCUCCACAGCGUUUAUCAGACAUGCACAAACUACAUUAUUCUGGCAAGUGUGACUACCAUCGUAUCUUGUACGCAUUCCGUACAUUAUCUGGUGUGCUACGAGUCGUUCCUAGACAGUUUGUUUGCGCCUCGGCUGCCACCAGUAUCGGGAGCUCGUUUGGACCCUACGAGGAACGCAUUAAGGAACUUUUGAUUCGCCAUAAACGUUCAUUACUUGGCAAAGGAUUUUAUGGUCCGCUCUUUGGAGACAGAGGUAGAGACAAACCUAUUCUAUUUAUACUGGAUAAAAUAAUACUAGAUAGUUUGGAUAGUUAUACUGGAUAGUUUUGUCAGUUCUAAACUGUUCUUCCUAGAGAUCCAGUGUUACUACAGGAGGAAACUUAAACUAAACUAACCUUAUAUAUACUGGAUAGCUCCAUCAGUUCUAAACUGUUCUCCCUAGAGGUUCAGUAAGGAUCAUCUCUUAUAGAUCCAGUGUUACUACAGGAGGAAACUUAAACUAAACUAACCUUAUAUAUACUGGAUAGCUCCAUCAGUUCUAAACUGUUCUCCCUAGAAGCCCAGUUAGGAUCAUCUCUUAUUGAUCCAGUGUUACUACAGGAGGAAACCUAAACUAACUAACUUUAUUUAUACUGGAUAGCUCCAUCAGUUCUAAACUGUUCUCCCUAGAAGUUCAGUUAGGAUCAUCUCUUAUUGAUCCAGUGUUACUACAGGAGGAAACCUAAACUAAACUAACUUUAUUUAUACUGGAUAGCUCUAUCAGUUCUAAACUGUUCUUCCUAGAAGUCCAGUAAGGAUCAUCUCUUAUUGAUUCAGUGUUACUACUGGAGGUAACAUGAUCACCUAAUGCCUUUUCAUUCCCCAUCGAAAUUUAAUUUACUCACAUAUAUAAUUUAAGAGCUUGGUUACCUUUGUUCCAUUCUAUGCUAACAUUAUGGGGAAAGUGGUAACUAGGCAUGUGUGUUCGUUGAAGACUUGUGGAUUGCAAGGAAAUAUGCCUGAUUAUAUAACCUACAGUCUUACGUUAUUUUCAAGGUUCGCAGACAAGUCCCGUUAGUAAAAUCACGAUCAAACCCAACACAAGCAAAUAUCUGGAAAUCCUGAUCACAAUCACCUUGUAUUUCAUACGUAGUCACUAUCUCGCUGCGUCCAAUAUUUCUCGCGAGUUCCUCGAAGGCAAUGUCAAGACACAAGUCUCCAGCCUUGAAUGCCUGUCAAACCUGAUCUGGGAACUCGUCAAACUGGUUCGAGAAAGUGGACAUGGAUUUGGAAAUUUCAUCACGGAUUUGCUCUCCCGUUGCCGCGUUCAGAAAGCUAUCAUACAUUGUCUAGCUGCCACUGUCAAUGGAACUUGCGAAAUUCCGAUGUCACGAUCACCUUCCGACAAAUUGCGACCAUCACCCGACAAUUACCGAUCAGCUUCCGAUUGCUCCCGAUCGUCCACCGACUCCUUACCGGAGUCAUCCCGAAGGCCGUCCGAGGAGACCGUAGAUCAAAUGAUUUUACAAUCCAAACUUCUUGAAGUUGUCGAAUCAUUGAUUGUUCUUGAGCAUGCGCUUUUGUCGUGUAUCGAAGCGUUGACGCCAGAUCACCAUGGAAACUCAGACUUCGAGAUGAUUAUGAAAGGUGGGCAAGAGGCUGGCGCGAACGUGGAGGGCUACACCUCUCGAUUCAUCCAAGGAAAGUCCCUAUCCUCACAGGAAAUGCUGCUCACCAUGGUUUUGUAUUCCCUGAAGGCGCAAGGAGAUUUUGAGAUGAGCAGCCGCUGGACAGGAUUCGUGAUUGAGUGUUUGCCAUAUUUGGGCAUGGAUUUGAGGAAGUGGGUUGUCCCAGUUGUGUUGCAGAUGUGUCAUAACAUCAGUGACGUCACAAGAGUGUUUAAGGACCACAGGAACGGGCAAGCACAAUGGUAAGAAAUGUUGCACUUAUCACUUCAAAUCUGAUUUCCAUAUACAAUCUUGGGAACUAUUAUUAAUAUCUGGUAAAUAAAGUUUAGUUUAGGUUUCCUCCUGUAGUAACACUGGAUCAAUAAGAGAUAAUCCUAACUGGACCUCUAGGAAGAACAGUCUAUCCUACAUAAAUAAAGUUAGUUUAGUUUAGCUUUUCUUCUGUAGUAAAACUGGAACAAUAGGAGGUGAUCCUUACUGGACCUCUAGGAAGAACAGUGUAGAACUGAUAAAGUGUCGGUACCAGCUGGCUGCUGAUUGGGCUAAAUAAAGUGUAUUUAUCUAUCUACCUAUCAAAGUUUUGUAAUAUUAUUUUAUAUUUUAGUUCUUCAUCUCGCAACAAACAGUAUCCACCAGAUCAUUUAUUGGCAGCUCUAGCUGGUCUAACAUCAAUUUGUCAUUUUUGCCUGUUGGACGCUGUGUCUUCACCUGUUUUAACCAUACAACCUCGUGCAGGUGUGUGAACCAAUGAUGAUAUCUUUAUAAGCAUUAAACACGUGUGCGCCUUACACACUAGCCCGCUUAGAAAUAAAUGUACACACAAAUUUUAAAAAUGCACAGACGUAGCCGAUGAAUGUGAAUAUAUACUACAUUAUACUUUCAUACCAAUCAAUCGUGAAAGUCAAUUUGAAGAGAAAUCACUUUGACACAUAUUUGUUAUUAAUGCUAUCUAGGAUUUCUACGUAGUAGAAACGCUAAUGAAUUGAACUAUAAUCUCUGUAGAUAACAAUAACAAUAAUCAUAAUAUUGUCGUAUUCAUUCUUAAGGUAACAGCGUUGGCUCGCCUGGGUUGCCCUUUGAUUCUGGUCAGAAACCAGUUCGUUCGACGCAGAUAUUUGCCAAUCUACUCCAUGCAUUUUCGUCCAAUUCGAAGUCAAGUAAUUCGUCAGCAAGUGUACAAAACCCCAGCCCGCUGCUGGAGGCGAGAGAGGGAUUGCUGAGUGUCUUACCCAAGGUUAUUGGCACGUUGUUGUCUCUUUGGGGAGUCUGGAAUCUUGAUUGUCCUAAUGAGUCAUUGCCGUCAAGUAUGGCUUUAUUGGGCACACCUAAGGUAAGAACGACUGAGUACAGUAUGUUUGACAUAAUGCAUUAAUUUUAUUUAUUUACUUUGCCAUCAUACUUAUACAUUCAUUGGCUGGGAAACCACAACAGCUAUUGCCAAUUACAGCGGCCCCAAUAGUUAUACAGGAACAAUUUACAAGGUAUACUAAACACACACAACAGACAAUACUUGAACAACAGUCAUUACGUUUGUCUAAAAGCAGCAUGUCAAUGGAGAGUUCAUUAAACUUCGAGCAGAAUUACAUUUUAUACACACACUUUUCCAUGUCCGGGGAUCCUCAACAUCGUAUGUAUUUUCUAAUGCUAAAAUAUAGUACUUAAAAAGAAGAUUCUUGAAUUCUGAAAUUGUUAGGUCUUCGGAUGUAAUAUAAUUGGGUAGUGUGUUCCAUAUUCUUGAUGUUCGGAUUUUGUAAGAUUUUUCAUAGGUUGACGUCUUGUAUGUCGGAAUUUUAUAUUUGUGCGAGUUGGGAUUAAAUGAUCUAGUUGGGAUUAAAUGAUGUAAGUUGGGAUUAAAUGAUCUAGUUGGGAUUAAAUGAUUUAAAUUAAAGAUGAUCUAACGAUUAAAGGACAUUGGCAAUAAAAAAUUAGUUUAGUUCAUUUGAAAGAACUCUUAAAACUAUGUAUUAAGUACUAGAUAAAAAUGAGCUGCCGAUCUUUAUCUGGUAUAACCCAUCUUUUGAGUUCAUUGACGAAGUAAUUUUAAAAAUAAACAUUGUCUAAGUCGAGAAAAUCAAAGCUGAAGUUUAUGUAAAUCAGGACAAUCUUUAUGCGAUUUACAAACAUUGAUUAAACAUUCAUUUCUUCUGAAUUUUUUUCAUGAAUUAUUACUGAGUUUUAUAAACUCUAUUACAGAUUGUUUAUGUCUUGCCUUGCCUUGAAUUAUUGAGGACAUGCAUGUUACGUCAAAAGAGGGGUCACGCUAAUUUAUUGUCUUUGAGAGUAAGCGAUCAAUAUGGGUCCAAAAUUUCGUUUCUGGUUGCUGUCUAAAAUUUAGAAAUGAUUAAAAACAUUUCAAACAAUUUUGGAUUGUUUACUCGGUCAUUUUAGAGUAGUUUUAUAUGGUUAAUAUAGGAAAAGACAUUUUGCAGAGAUUUUUAUUUUUCUUCAUCUUCAGGCGUUGCGUCAAAACAUUCUUCAAUUACUGACACCAAUUGCAAUGACUCACACCAUCGUCUUCCUGGCGUCUGUCGCUGAUGUUUGGAACACCAAGAAACUAACUGAAAAAGAUUUCGAAACUAAAUCACAUUUCUUUCUCGCCGUCUCUGAUGAUCAGCUUCGAGUUAUAUCCUUGGUACUGGAUAUUAAGGUAAUAUACACUUACUUUAUUUCUCCCUAGAGGUCCAGUAAGGAUAAUCUCUUAUUGAUCCAGUGUUACUACAGGAGGAAACCUAAACUAAACUAACUUUAUUUAUAUUGGAUAGCUCUAUCAGUUCUAAACUGUUCUUCCUAGAGGUUCAGUAAGGAUCAUCUCUUAUUGAUCCAGUGUUACUACAGGAGCAAACCUUAUUAAACUAAACUAACUUUAUUUAUACUGGAUAGCCCUAUCAGUUCUAAACUGUUCUCCCUAGAGGUCCAGUAAGGAUCAUCUCUUAUUGAUCCAGUGUUACUACAGGAGGAAACCUAAACUAAACUAACUCUAUUUAUACUGGAUAGCUCUAUCAGUUCUAAACUGUUCUUCCUAGAGGCCCAGUAAGGAUCAUCUCUUAUUGAUCCAGUGUUACUACAGGAGGAAACCUAAACUAAACUAACUUUAUUUAUACUGGAUAGCUCUAUCAGUUCUAAACUGUUUCUUCCUAGAUGUCCAGUAAGGAUCAUCACUUAUUGAUCCAGUGUUACUACAGGAGGAAACCUAAACUAAACUAACUUUAUUUACACUGGAUAGCUCUAUCAGUUCUAAACUGUUCUUCCUAGAGGUCCAGUAAGGAUCAUCUCUUAUUGAUCCAGUGUUACUACAGGAGGAAACCUAAACCAAACUAACUUUAUUUAUACUGGAUAGCUCUAUCAGUUCUAAACUGUUCUUCCUAGAGGUCCAGUAAGGAUCAUCUUUUAUUGAUCAAGUGUUAACACAGGAGGAAAUCUAAAUUCAGUUUCUUUGUCUCUUCCUAGGCAUUAUCCCUGGAAGUAGUAAUCGAUACAGUUCGACAGAUCCUUCAUCAAGAAGUAACAAACCGCGACAAAGGUUUCGAAGCAAGUCUAUUACAAUUCUUUCAUGAGUUUCUACAACGUUCUCCUAUCAAUCACAUUACUCAAGCUAAGAGUUCAUUCUUAGCCCUGCUGAAAGAUGGCUUACAACUAAACCUGCCUGCUCCUGCAGUGUUUCUAUUACUGGUUAAUCUGCAUUCAUACUGUGUUAAAAUCCCGGUGAAAGAGGACAGAAAAUCACGCAAAGAAACUCAGGUCAGUAGAACUGGUUCAUGUGUCUCAAACGUGUAGUAUUCUACAAUAAGGUGCCCUGAUUUGUGUCUGAACUACCUGAAAAAGAUAUCUCAAACGUGGUGGUCCAGUGUAGGUAGUAUUCUACAAUAAGUUGUCGUGGUUUGUGUCUGAAAUACGUGAUGAAAAUAUCUGAAAAUAAAUCUUUUUCUUCACAGGAUGUCGCUCAGCGUCUGAUAGAAUCGUGUACAUCUAUCGCAGGACUGUCUCUUGGUAGUAGCGCGUGGUUCAGCCGUAACCUCUCAGUCAUAACCCUUCCCGAAACCAUUGCCGAGGAAUCCUCACCCCAGUCCGAGAGCGACACCGUAAGUAGUGACGUCAAAUCUGAGCCAGCAAGCAAACCGGUCAGUGGUGGUAACGCGGGCAAGCAUAGUACCCAGGCCCUCGUAGUACUCGCGGACGUCUUGGCGUCGCUGUUGGAUAUUUUAUUCGGAAGCGAGGAGAAAGAAAGAGUGGUGAAUUUCUUGAUUAAUGUCAUGGGGAAUGUCACGCCUUACCUUAGAAAUCACAGGUAAGACAUAGGGGGUGGGACAAAUAAGACACAGGGUGGGUGGGGGAGGGGGGAGAGACCUUUGGCAACAAUGGAGAUUUUAAGAUCUAUGACGCAGCAGAAAUUUGUCAUGCAAGACAAAAACAGUGAUAAUUGUUGGUCCAAGGGGUAUUCUAAAAUCUAAACGGCUUUGUCGUUAAUCGUUAUUGCGACCGAACAGGUGUUACUUGAAGUCGAAAUUACACCAAACAUUGCAUUGCUUUAGCCGAACGUAGCCGUUUGUAAAAUUUUUGAAAAAGCUUCUGAAAUUUAUUACGGAAAACAAAUUGCUUGACGCUCAUAUCCCCUUUUCUUGGGUAAAGACCUACCUAAAAUGAUCAUGUUUUGUGAUUGGCUUUCAGAAACAAAAAUGAUCAUUGUUCGUGACUCGUUCUUUAGAAAGACGAUUUCUAUAGUUUUAUUGUCUUUCAUUGUUAUAAUCAACCAACCACGAGCCUGGACAGUAUAGGUAGAUGAUAACCACUUUUCUUUCAUUCUCAGUGUGGCGAAUGUUCCGAGUUUCCGCGCCUGUUGUUCUCUGGUAGCCUCGCUCAGCAGUUAUCAGUACACGAGAAAAGCGUGGCGUAAGGAAAUGUUCGAGUUAGUUUUUGAAGCGAAUUUCUUUCAAAUGGCUUCGGAAUGUGUCGGAAAUUGGCGUAUCAUCAUCGACAAUCUGUUCACUCAAGACCACGCCUCUUUUCGUGAGCUCAUGGCGCGGGCUACGGUCACAUCUAGUACAACUAUCAGUAUAUUUGGAAAUCACGAGCAGGUAGGGUAAACCUCAUUUGCAAGUAAAGUAAACUUUGGUAACUUUUUUGUUCCACACUUGACUGAGAUCUCACCUAACCGGCCUGGUUUGUUUCACAUAUGAACACAAAUUGCAUUCUAUAUGCUUUACAGUAAUAACGGGCAUGCGCUCAUAUAAUCCAGGGACUGGUUGUCCAAAGCCAGAUUAGCGCUAACCCUGGGUUAAAUUUUAACCAGCUGCUUUUGUUUAUCUAUUUCUGCAUGAUUAUUUGUUUCGAAACAUUAGAAAAUAAAACCUUGAUUGAACCAAAAAAGAUUUCUGGAAAAACAUAUUCAACUUCAUUGAUGAGCUGUUGGACAAUUCUAUUUGUAAAUUUGUGUUACAACCCAGGGUUAGGCUGGGUUAGGCUGGUUAACCCAGGGUUAGGCUAACCGGCUUUUGAACAACCGGCGUUACCGGCCCCAGGACUGGAAAUAGAAAAAAAUUGAGACUGGCAGGCCAUAUUUUUUCUCUUUUUCGAGCCCUUUAAUGAAUACAAUGGAUUCCAGAGCCUACGACAAUAAAUAAUAAAUUGAAACGUCGCGAAGGCUCUGGUUCCACGGGGAGAUUCUUUGAUUAAACCGCGCCAAUCACAAAACAGAAUUAGUGGUUUUAGUACAGAUUUCGUACUAAAACCACUAAUUCUGUUUUGUGAUUGGCGCGGUUUAAUCGAAGAAUCUCCCCGUGGAACCAGAGCCUUCGCGACGUUUCAAUUUAUUAUUUACUAUCGAAGGCUCUGGAAUCCAGGGUAUUUAAUGAACAGACCCUACCCAGAACAUAGUUCUAACAUAUCGUUGUCUUUUUCAGGAAAUGCAGCAACGAGCUUUGAUGUUAAAACGUCUUUCCUUUGCUGUAUUCAGCAGCGAGCCUGAUCAGUACCAGUCUGUCCUACCUGAGAUGCAGGAACGCUUGGCCGAGUGUCUGCGCAUGCCCCAAGUCCCAGUCCUUCACGAGCAGGUCUUCUUAUUCUUCCGCGUAUUGCUUGUGCGCAUGUCUGAUAACAUGACGUCAAUCUGGCCAAUGAUCAUCUCCGAAAUGAUUCACGUGUUCCUUCUCAUGGAGAGCGACCUAUUGCAAGCCGAUACGCCGUCACGUGACCAGCAGAUGUUCUACUCCGAGACGGUCCUUGGUGCCAGCGGGUAUGUGAAUUACAGUCAAGAAAAAUGGCUAGGUUUGUACCUAUCAGUUUGCAAACUUUUAGAUAUAGCCUUAUGUCUUCCACCGGAACAAUUGCCCCAGUUCCAAAUGUACCGCUGGGCUUUUGAAAGCGCAGGGAGUCUGGGAACUAGCGGGACCGCGCGGAAACAGGGUACUAAGGAGACCGCGCCGAGCCUGGAAACUACUGAGACAGUUGAAAAACCGGAAGCUAAUGAGUCGGCGAAAAGUACUAAAAAAAUCGCUAAGAAUUCUGGUACCAAUAAGACCGAGAAGAAACCGGGUACAAGUAAGACUGCGAAGAAACAGGGUACCAAAGACACCGAGGGGAAUAUGUGUGCUAUUUUUAGACCUUACGUCAGUCGCAUCACGAGGCUGCUGGCGAAACGGAAGAAUAUCUACGUAUCGGCCGAACCACUCGAAUGUCAUGUCGGCCGGCCGCUCUUGACAAUGUACCAGUUAGAAUCGGUCGAUGAACUGUUGCCGUUCCUGCGCAUGCUCUCCAAAGAAGGCAGGAUUUUGCUUGACAUGCGCAUUAGCGAGAAAAGCAAGACGAGGAAAUUUAAGACGGGAAACAGCGCGAAGAAUUUUGUCGAGAAAUUGAUCGAGCGCGAUUUUCUUGACCCGCUUGGGGAAUAAUGGAUCGGAAGGUGAGGCGAAGAAACGCUGAAAAAUCAGGUUGGUUUUAUGGGCGUGUUCAUGUGAGCGCACGCGAAACUCGCCUGAGUAACGAACUGAUAAAAUUCAAAUUGUCUUCAUAUGAGAACUAGCCAGCCCGAUUAGGCGUGAUCUCGCUUUGCGCUAGAUGAAAUCUCAUUCCAUAUGAAGGAUUUAUCCCACAUGACAGAGAUGGACAUUUUUUGCUGAUUUUGACCUAUGAUAUAGCAUUAAACGGCAUAGAUAUAAAAUACAAGCAAAAAUAAACAUUAAGAGGCAAUUUUUUUCAAUGUCGCGUUUUGCGAUGCAUUUUGUUCAAAACCUAAAAUCUUCUUCGCGUUCCUCUCAAAAUUACUUUGUUUUAGCUUUAUUUUGUAGUUUACACAGUCAGCAACCCUUUUAAAUGUAUCUGACGGUUGAGACUACAUAAAAUAAUAGUUUGUAUUGUCAAUUUAAAUACAAUUAUCAUUGAUGCGGUAAAAUUGACGCCAUAUUUAUACGCCAAUAUAAGCAAAACUUACUGAACUUCAGACAUCAUUUUCUCUUUGACAUACCAUCUACAAUCUCUUCAUUUUAGCAUAAAUUUACAGGUAAAGCACUAAACAUACUUUUUAAGUUUGUUUGCCGCUUGAGAAACGUAUUAAAAAUGUAAAAAAAAUUGAAUAUUGUGCGGUAACAACAGCAUAUUAAUUAGUUUUGAGCGCGUAUUACGUGACAUACAAAAGAUUCUCCCAAACAGACACUAUUGAAAUCGUAAUACAAGCUGAAGUUUGUUUAAUUACAACAAAAAAUUCGAAGAUACUACGUCCAUGGGAUAAAAACAGUCAUGUGAACACAUAAAUAAUUCAACCCAAUCAGGCGAGCUUCCGGACAGACCAAGGCUCAUUUGAACACGCCCUAUGAAAGCUAGGGUAUAAAUAUAGAUCAAUAGAGCUUUGAAUAAUACCUAGAUAUAUUGAAUUGAAUAGAUUAAAGAUUUAGAGGUCUUUAUGCUAUAACGGGAAAAUAAUUAAAACGAAAUUCUUGAAAAAAUAUGGUUGUGUGAAUAGGCUAGAAAAUGGAUAUACCUUCGUGUAUUACAUUUAGCGAAGCCAAUAGAAAAAAAAUCCGUGAGCAAUGUGAAAAAAAUAAAUUUCACUUGAUAUUUAGCGAGUAGUACAAAUUUGAAUUUUUAGCGCUGUGUGGAAAUGCGCUAAUUAUAUUUAUUUUAAAAGCUAAUUUUAACUCGCUUAGAUAUUAAUUUUAGGAAGUCAUGAAAAGGUUUAAAUAUUUUAUUUAUUACAUAACAAAAUUUACAUUUAAUAAAGUCUUAGUUGUCGUGUAAAUCGUCUAUUUUCUUUUGGGUGUCUGAAUGGGUGAUUCCAGUUAGACUAAAUUUUGAUCUAGGCAAGAACAAACUCAUGUUGUAAAACCACCCCGGCAUUUUCCCGCGCAUAUCAAAUACAAAUAGAAAAUUUGCAAAUUUCGCAGGGCUCUGUUUCGCAUUUUACAACAUUUGACGGCCAAACUGCGAUUUUACUAAUAUUAGCAUGCUCUUUCUAGCUGUGGGUUUGGAUUUUGUUUUUCUUGUCUAGAUCAAAAUUUAGUCUGUGGCUGGAAUUGCCUACCGAAAAGCUGCAAAUUAACCCACUAAGUGCCAUAUCUCUCUCUCUCUCUCUGGUGUUAGACAGAGCAAAAUCAUAAAGUAGGGCACAUUUCCAAUUUGCCACUUAACCCUUUACUUUAUUAUUUUAUUCUGUCUAAUGCCAGACAGUUUUACUCAUCAGGGGGAAAGUGCUGCCACUCAAUGGGUUAAUCAGACUAUCUACCCAUGCACCCGGUUAACCCUUUAUGUGGCAAUGCACCCUACUUUAUUAUCUCACUCUGUCUAAUGCCAGACAAUUUUACUCAUCAAGGGGAGAGUGCUGCCAUUCAAUGGGUUACUAGACACAUAGGCAGAUAAUCUGUUUAAAAUUGUCUGGUGUUAGACAGAGUAAAAUAAUAAACUAAGGCACAUUGGAACUUGAUGGGUUAGUGGGUUAUAACAGCUGUAAAUAUUACUCAAAUAUAACCAUCUAUUUAUUCUGUCCAACCACAAGAUGCUUGACAAGAUUUUCUAAGCAAGUUUUAGCCUCGGAAUUUGGAAAACAAUCCAAACUUUCUAAAGCAUUGUUCCUGUAACUAUUUGCUAAGUCUUCAAUUUUCUCUGCUGUCUUGGCAUUUUGUAGUUUCAACCUUGUUCUUUCAGGCACUGCUAUCUGGGUAUUUAGGAGUUUUUCCAGUACAUCUGGUGGUAGUAUGCGUUUGUUUUGGAUCACCACAGCAUUAAUUAGUGGGAUAGUUUUUAAUUCUGUGUUGAUUUCUUGGUAGUCUUUGAAAAGUUGUCGAAGUAGUGCCAAGUUCUUGCCAAAUGUAAAUCCAGCGUCUUGGUGCUGGAGUAAAAUAGAUAUGUACACAAUUAAAUUUCUGAAUUAUAUUCUAGUUUUUAGGCUGUUCAUAUUAGAGAGGUAUCUGUAUUGGAGAAGUGUCUGUAUUAGAGAG
Molecule: messenger RNA, 14501 nt
Organism: Paramuricea clavata
Lineage: Eukaryota; Metazoa; Cnidaria; Anthozoa; Malacalcyonacea; Plexauridae
Source: the annotation of a GenBank genome assembly